AUGUAUUGUGGUGAGGAAGACAAAAAAUGGAAAUGUGGAAAAGCCGGGGCUGUCAAUUUGCGAAAAGUGAGUUCCAUCGUGCGCGACAUUGGGGAUCCCUGUCUUUCUCACUCGCCUGUAAAGGUUGUUGUAACUGUAAAGAGAAUGCUUAAGCCAGACAAAUGGAAAGCCAUGUCAGAUAGUGAAGGAAAGGUGUCUGGUUUCCGGAAGGCUCUAAAAUUGAUUGUGUUGGGGGGUGUAGAUCCAUCAAUAAGACCUGAAGUUUGGGAGUUUUUACUAGGUUGUUAUACACUGAGCAGCACUGCUGAGUAUCGGAGAACGUUGAGAGCAGCUAGGAGGGAGCAUUAUAGUAACCUGAUUAAGCAAUGCCAAAGAAUGCAUUCAAGUGUAGGAACUGGUUCAUUGGCAUAUGUUGUUGGAUCCAAAGUAAUGGAUGUGAGGACUUUAUCCAAAGAUGGACGGAAAUUACAAGAUAAUAUAAAAGAAUCAAAUUAUAAUGUUGAAGUAGGAAAAUGUUAUGAUAGGAGCAAUGUCUGUACAGAGGAAGCAAAAGCAAGCCAUUGGGAAAGCUCCAAUAAUGGGGUUGACCUAGUUAAUUUGAGAGUAAGCACUGAUAAUGCAGAGUGUGAUUCUUCUGGGCAAGGAAACUCCAGUUUCCCAAAGUUAGGGAGAGAAGAAGAGCAAUCAGACUGUGUAACUGACAGUAGUUUUGAUUUUCCUCCUUUAUCUGUCACUAAUAUUUUUCAGAAUAGUGGUAAAGAUAAACAGUCAGGCACAGAGCACAGGGAUAAACAUCCUGCGCCAGACCAAUCAAGAUUUGAAGAUGAUAGUAUGCAUAGCUUUCGAAUUGAUUACAAUGAUGAGUUAGUUAUUGAAUCAAAUAGCAAACAACCACUUGCUAGCUUACAUCCUUUGGACACCGAAAUAGGAAUUGCUUCACCUGAUGAGGAAGAACCAGAACUUCUGUCUAAGAAUAAAGUUUAUGAAGCACAGAUGGUAAAUCAACUGAAAAUAUCAGAUGAACCUCUGCCAGCAAUGAUAAGAUCCUCAGUUUCUCAAGCAUGGCCUGUUAGUGAAGAGAGAGUAUCAGAGUGGCUUUGGACCUUGCAUAGGAUAGUUGUUGAUGUUGUUAGGACUGAUAGUCAUCUUGAAUUCUACGAGGACACAAGAAAUUUAGCUAGAAUGUCAGAUAUUCUUGCUGUCUAUGCUUGGGUUGAUCCUGCUACGGGUCCUAUAACACUGACUCUGGAUGUCAAAACUUAUGUUUUCACUGAAUAUUGGAUUUUAGGUAUGAGCGAUUUGCUGUCUCCCUUUGUUGUAAUCUUUGAGGAUAAUGCAGAUGCAUUUUGGUGUUUUGAAAUGCUUUUAAGGAGAAUGAGAGAGAAUUUUCAAAUGGAAGGCCCAACUAGAGUGUUGAAGCAGUUACGAGCAUUAUGGCAUAUUCUUGAAUUGUUAGACAAAGAAAUGUUUGCCCACCUAUCCAAAAUUGGAGCAGAAAGCCUUCAUUUUGCAUUUCGAAUGUUGCUAGUUCUCUUUCGAAGGGAGUUGUCUUUCAAUGAGGCUCUUUCCAUGUGGGAGAUGAUGUGGGCAGCGGAUUUUGAUGAAUCCAUGGCUUAUGACUUAGAACAGAAUUGCCUGGAAGCAUUGGAAUUACAUCUUCGUAGAGACUCAAGCAAUGAUCCCAGAGAGGAAAUUACAGAUAGUGACGAUGGUAGCGUGAAGAGUGGUUCACAGUCAAAUCAUGAUGAAAAUGACAACAGAAAAGCCAGUCCACAGUUGAAUCAUGGAAGAACUUAUAACACUGUAUAUGGCAUCAAAUUGAAGUCAUUCUCAUCCCAUUCCUUUUGUGGUUUGGCAAGGAAUAUCUGGCCAAGAAAUGAUCGAGCCCAAAUGAGGAGAAUUUCCUCAGCAAUGAAAGGAAAUAAUGAGUUGGCCAUAUUCUGUGUUGCAGCAAUUUUAGUUUUAAACCGCCAGAAGAUCAUCCGAGAAACUCACUCCUUUGAUGAUAUAAUAAAGGCAGGUCAGUGA
Molecule: messenger RNA, 2028 nt
Organism: Sphenostylis stenocarpa
Lineage: Eukaryota; Viridiplantae; Streptophyta; Magnoliopsida; Fabales; Fabaceae
Source: the annotation of a GenBank genome assembly